Chara braunii is the source of this 7501-nucleotide messenger RNA. The record is from the annotation of a GenBank genome assembly. NCBI's taxonomy places the organism in Eukaryota, Viridiplantae, Streptophyta, Charophyceae, Charales, Characeae.
CGGGGAAGUGGGAAGGGACGAAAGAGUGCAUUGGUUAUCGGUCCGACAGCAAGUGACGUAAUCGGGCGAACCAGCGAGUCAGGUUGAGGGGGAGGGAGAAGGGAGGGUAGUAGGGAAGGAGGGAAGGGAGGGGGGAGGGAGGGAGAGAGGAGAGACGCACGGGAGGAAAACUGAAGGCGAAAGGAGGGAAGAGGGACGAGGGAGAGGGAGUUGCGGUUUGUGACACGGUCUAUUCACUAUGGCUAAUUAAGCAGCAGGUAUCCAAUCAUCUGGAGAGUGAGUUGAAGUAACGUACAAGCACCAAGGGUGACGUCGAGCGCGCCACUGUGAACAAAGGAGCUUGCCAACUAGAGUGCAAUUGUCUCGCAAACCUAUACAAGCAGACACAGACUCAGACACACACAGAGAGAGAGAGAGAGAGAGAGAGAGAGAGAGAGAGAGAGAGAGAGAGAGAGAGAGGUGGCUGUGGUGGGAGCGCCGCAAGGAGAGAGGGGAAGAAGGGAAGUAUGCUUACUGCUUGGGGGGAUGCACAGGCGGAGCCGAAUGACAGAAGCAAUGCGCCUUCGGGUAAUCGCGGUUCUCGCUCCUCGUAUGUUCCGCCACACUUGAGAAAUCGUCAAAUCGCGCCGUCGGCAGGCCAGGCAGACGGCAGAGGGGGACCUGUGGUUCUAGGGCCACCUCCACAAUUACCAGGAGGAUAUGCGGGACCGGUCAUACGAGAAGAUAACAGACCGGCAAUCGUAGGGCCGCCGCCUAGGGGUGCGUGGGCGGGAGGUGCUAUUGCUGGCGGCGGUGGCGGCGGCGCGUGGGCGGGCGGCGGAAAGCCCGGCGGUGGGUGGGGUGGAGGAGGAGGAGGAGGAGGAGGAGGAGGAGGAGGUGCGGGAGCUGGCAGGGGCGGUGGCGGAGCUGGCUGGGGCAACGGUGGUGCAGGUGGUAGUGGAUCUCGCCAAGGAUGGGGUGGUGGCGGUUCUUUUAGGGAGGAUGACCCCUUUGCCAAGGAUGAGAAAGAACGCGAAUCAGAGUUGUUUCAGGCUGAGAACACUGGUAUCAAUUUUGACGCCUAUGAUGACAUCCCUGUCGAGACUUCCGGUGAGAACGUCCCCCCUCCCAUUCAGACUUUCGCUGACGUGGACCUAGGGCCUGCCCUCAAUGAAAACAUCAAACGAUGCCGCUACACGAAACCUACUCCCGUGCAGAAGCAUGCCAUUCCCAUUUCGUUGGCUGGAAGAGAUCUUAUGGCAUGUGCGCAAACCGGAUCUGGGAAAACGGCGGCGUUCUGUUUCCCAAUCAUUGCGGGAAUCCUCAGCUCGCCGCCGCCCAACAGGCCAAGGGGUGGGCGGAAGGCCUUUCCGCUCGCGUUGAUUCUCUCUCCAACGAGGGAGUUGGCAAGCCAGAUUAACGAUGAGGCACGGAAGUUUGCAUUUCAGACUGGGCUGAGAGUAGUGGUCGUUUAUGGAGGUGCGCCAGUCGUCAAUCAGCUCCGUGAAAUUGAGCGUGGGUGCGAUAUUCUUGUGGCAACGCCGGGGCGACUAAGCGAUCUUCUGGAAAGAGCAAGAGUCUCGUUGUCCCAAGUGAGGUACCUCGCUCUUGAUGAGGCAGAUCGAAUGCUGGACAUGGGUUUCGAGCCCCAGAUCAGGAAGAUUGUGGAGCAGGAAGACAUGCCGGGUGUCGGAUAUAGGCAGACCAUGCUUUUCAGUGCAACCUUUCCAAAAGAGAUUCAGAGACUUGCAGCCGACUUCCUUGGGAAUUAUGUCUUCCUUGCUGUCGGGAGGGUUGGAUCCAGUACGGACCUGAUUGUCCAGCACGUGGAGUUCGUUCCGCAGCAGGACAAGCGAAGCAUGCUCAUGGACCUUAUUCACUCAGUCGAUGGCCUCACUCUCGUCUUUGUGGAGACCAAACGAGGUGCGGACUCGCUUGAGGACUGGCUAUGUCGGCAAGGUUUCCCUGCAACUACCAUUCAUGGAGAUCGGACUCAGCAGGAGCGAGAAGCGGCGCUACGGUCUUUCAGAACUGGCCAGACACCCAUUCUUGUGGCGACCGAUGUGGCAGCUCGGGGGCUCGAUAUUCCUCAUGUUGCACAUGUUGUCAAUUUUGAUCUCCCAAGUGAUAUCGAUGAUUAUGUGCACAGGAUUGGAAGGACGGGCCGUGCUGGAAAGACGGGGUUGGCCACUGCAUUCUUCUCGGAGAAGGAUACGUCUCUGGCCCGUCCGCUGUCGGACUUGAUGGAGGAGAGCAACCAGGAGGUCCCGGGGUGGCUUAAGAAUUAUGCUAGGGCUAGCUUUAGUACUGGCGGUGGCAGGAGCCGGCGAUCAGGGGGAUCCAAAUUUGGUGGCAGAGACUAUCGAAGGGAGGCGUCAGGCAGCAGGGGUGGUGGUGGUGGUGGGGGAUUCAACAUGUAUGCGGGAGGUGGUGGGUAUGGCGGUGGCGGUGGCGGUGGUGGCUAUGGCGGUGCCGGAGGGGGAAGUAGUGCAUGGGACUAGCUGAGUAGGAGUUGGGGGGGGGGGUGGUGGGUGGUUACCAAGCAGGUGAGCUCUCGGAGAAAGCAGGUUUUGCCUGACACAACUGCAUCCCUGAAUUGGGGGAAGCAGAUGGGAGAAUGGUGGGUUGGAAGCCAGGUGCGUGUGCGCUGCGCUUUUCUUUUCCGCCGUUAGGGUGUCAAGUAGAGCCCUCUGUACAGUGGAUUUAGGGACAGGGGGCAUGUAGUCGUGGCCUCGGAAGAGCAUUGUUACUGGUUUAUUUCCCCUGUUUGUGCCCUUUGUCGUUCUCCCGGUUAAUAUUCAUUCGUCCGUAGUUCCCCACCUUUCUGUAUGGUGUUGGUGGCAUAUCAAAUGCCCUCUCCUGACCCCUUGUCCGUGUGCGGUUUUCCCUCUCGCAAAGGACAUGGGGUGUCGGAGUGGAAGGUCCAAUCUGCUUCUUUGUUUUUUCUGGUCUCUCCUUUUGUGUUUUCUCAUUUCUUUGCAGUGCAGAGAGAGAGGGAAUAUGGUAUAUAGCCAGGAGCUUUAGUUUUUCCUUGGGCAUGAUGAUCAAUUUGAGUUGUUUAGGGUUCCUGGCUUUUGAUGGUCGCUUGACCUUUCGAUUCUGUUGAGAUCGUUUGGAAUUUUCAAUUCCUGCGGAUUUUUAAUGGCUUAGUCUGGAGUUGGCCUCUUUUAUAGGGGUGUCACCGGGGGGUGGGGUUGCCGUUGUCGGUUUUGUGCCGUUUGCAUGCACAGGUGACUGGCGAUCGAGGUCUGGUAUAAUCACUUUUGCUCUGGUCGCGGGCUUUGUUUAUAUAGUAUCUUAUUACUUCGUGAUUAUGACUGUUGAGCAGGGUGCUACUACCAAUUCUGCAACAAGAAAGAGGUUGCAUGACGGACUUCAGACAGGCAUUGUAUUUGCUGUUGGUCUUCUUCCGCUUGUUGAAAGUGGAAAAGAAGGAUGCAAUGGAGAUGACGAGGGCGAAGGACCAGAACGAAAUAAGAGACCAGUCCCUCUGUUACACAUUCUCUCCUCUCCUCGUCUUUCAGGGCGAUUGAUGGUUAUUUGCGAAGAAGGCGAUGCGGGGUAGAUCAAUCACCAGGAGGCCUUUGUUGCCCCACCAUGCCGGGCGCAGAGACCUGGCGGAGAGCGUUAUUUACUGCCUUGGUAAGCAAGGGUGGCUUACGGGGUAGAAGGUAAUUGUGGUGGUUCCUGCAUGGGCCUUUUGCAAGCUUCUGACAUCUUGUGCCUCUAAGGACUGUGGUCUAGGAUGCUCCGCAGCAGUGAAAGAAGCGUGCUGUAUCCUGAGGGCGCAAGGGUAAAUUUGUGGGCUGUGCAGUGCCUAGUGCGACCGACCCACCGCGUUGAUGUUGCAAGCGAGUGGUGUGUCCCAUAGCCUGCGUUAACGUCCGCAUGGGUUGAUAUUGCGAGCGAGUGGUGUGUUCCAUACGCUGCAGACAACAUGGCGAUUUCUGUGUUCGAUGAGGAGGGUGGGCAAGAAACUGGACAUGGACAAGGGAAGCAUAUAUUGGCGAAGAAUGGAAGUGCUACAUGGAUACAAGCAUAAAUGCGAAGACUGUGUAAAAGGGAGGAAGAUGGAGCUGCAGAGGUGGACGAAUGGAGAGAUGCAGGCAAGGGAGUAUGGCUUUCGUCAGCGGAGCGUGCAGUGUGCGUGAGCACGCCGUGAAACGAAUGGGGGUGCUUUUUCUCACAUAGGUGGGCUGUUGGUAAUUCUCUCUCUUUUUCUGCGCACUGCUUGGAAGAGAGAUUUGCGCGACGUGAAAUGAAUGGGGGUGCUUUUUCUCACAAAGAGAUUUGAGGAGAGAACAGGUGCAAGGAGAGGGGGAGGGGGUGGGGGGGUGGGGGCGGGGUGCGUACUGAUUUGUACCUACGUCCAGGUAGAAUCUGUUCCUCUUUUUCAUCAUCCUUUCAAUUUGUGCACAGAAGAGUCGAACAGAUGCCGCUUCAGGCCAAAGCAAGCUGAUGUGGGGAACGGCAUGUGCUUGUUUCAGGUGACUGCUGUAGUCUGGAGGGUUUAGCAAUUUGAUGUACUGAGAGCAAUGGGAACUGUUUGGGAGGAGGAGGAAGUCACUGGAGGAGGGUUCUCUGAGGGCUGACGGGGCAUUCCGUCCAUGGCGGCUUGGGUGCAAGAGGAAUAGGCAGUUGCAAAAGUCAAGGAUGGCUUUAACCACUGUCGAAGGAAAGAGGAUUAAUCGACUGACUAUUCAGUGGAGCAAUUUUGAUAUUUGACCCACCUAGAUGGUGAUUUGUAUGCAGCUCACUUGUUUCCUUUGUUUAUGUCAUGACGACCUUGUACCCCUGUACAGAUAGCUAGCUAGAGGGCUCACAUGUGGAUCCUGUGCACAGACACACACACGUGCUUACACACACACACACACACACACACACACACACACACACACACACACACACACAGAGAGAGAGAGAGGGCUCGCUUGUGGCAGCGGUCAGUGUCCAAGCUUUGUAUGUGUUCUGGUUUAUUCUUGCGAGAAGUUGAGAUUGUGGAGUGAACCAAGGCACUCCCACCCCUUUCUUUUGAUUUGCGGUGCCGCUUUUUUGUGAAGUGAACGAGUUACGGGAAUUUGUUCUCUAGUCCCCACUACCCCAGAAAUAAUCAAGUACAUCUAGUCGAAAUGAAAAUGGAAAAAAAAACGUGUUCCAUGUGUUUCCAGUUUGCGAAGUUGUAGGUGCACUGACAUGAAUGAAGGCGCGAGGAAGCAGGCUCGCAGUGGUGCAUGUGCCUCCGGGGGUGUUGGUCCUUUUGAGGGGGGUUCAGGAGAGUGGAAGAUGAACUCGAGUGAAAGCCGGCGGGGAGAGUGGGCGGUGACAAAUUUGGCACUUGCAUUGUGGCGUGAGAUGCAUACCCCAACUGCUAUGGAGAACAUCUGCUUCGAUUGUUGUGUGUGUGGGGUGGGAGUGCAGGUAAUGGUGUGGGCAGUGGGCAGAUGUGUGCAGCAUGCACACAUGCAUGUCGGUUAUGGGUGCUUCGAUGCAACGUCGGCAGUCCGUGUAUUGGCAUGAAGUAUUUAGUGCGCUGGGUUUUGUUACCUUCACUCUUGAGGAUUUACAAUUACUCAGUUGCUUUCUCCUUCAAGGAAAGGAAUGCUGUGGGACUGGCGACUGGCCCUCGCUAUACGCGUUUUGGGCGGUACCUUAAAACUACCAGUACACCCGGACCUGCGGCGCCUUUGUGCACGCCAAGCUUUUCGGAACUGCCAGCGGCGUACUUCUUUUCUAUUUUGGCUGGGGCCUCCAGCCAUUGUGGUGGUGCAGGCCGAGCCUCCACAAUUUUUCCAGGUGAGGAGUCUCUUCUUCAGCGAGGCUCUGGGGCCGUGUACUGAGUGUGUAACUGCAAGUAUGCAACACAUAUCAUAUACAUAACCAAGGUCCAAGAGCUUUUGUUGAAGUCUUGUGUGGUUCCUGAAGGACUCACCCGUGCUUGAAUUGGAGUGUUAUGGGCCCAAAUGGGAGGGUGAAGGUGUCAUGCUUGUCAGGGGUGGGUGAACUGGAUGGAAAGUUGCAUGCACGUGGACUUGUCGACUUCGGUGUUAUUGGUGUUCGGUGCUGCGUAAACCAUCACUAUCUUCAAGUCUCUUUUGCCGAGGGGGAUUACCCCCGUGCAGCGAGCUUUGCUGAAGCACCAACAUAGCCUUUUUUAAUCUCGUUUUUUUUUGUAUUUGGCUUGUGCCGUCCUGUAGCCCGGAGCCUCCGAAGAGCCAAACCUGUUGUGUUACGAUGUAGAGUCUCGCAGUUGCCUGAGAAAGGUAGUGGUGGCUUAACAAUCCCACAAGGCUCGGGCACAUUUGCUCACUUUUCGCAUGUCCCUGCAUGCAAAUCGUGUCAUGGUUGUUUGUGCUUUCGCUGCAAACUGCAACGGUGGGCUUAUGGAGAACUGUGAGGAGUUAGAAAGGAUGGUAGUCUUCCAGCACUUGAGGUCGACCCCCAAAACUCGGAGAGCCUGUUAGUCAGAAGCUGAAUGUGGCGGUCCCCUGUUAGCCAAUUGUGGAGAAACUGGUGGCUACGACCAUGCUGCAUCGGAGAAAAAUGGCCUGGAAAAGUACUGGUGGCGUAAACUUGCCUGCACAACACAGGUAAAGCUCCCAACUUGAUCAGAAUGGGUAGCUUAAACUUGGCCGCACGACAUGAGUAACUUCAAGCUGACUGCACAUGUGUAGCUUCAACAUGCAUCCACAACAUUGUGUAUGUGGUUUCAACUCGCGUGCACAACAUUGUGUAUAUGGUUUCAACUCGCGUGCACAACAUUGUGUAUAGCUUCGACUUCGUGCACGGCAUUGUGUGUAUGGUUUUAAGUCGAGUGCACAACAUUGUGUAUAUGGAUUCAAGUGAGUGCACAACAUUGUGUAUAGCUUCGACUUUGUGCACGACAUGGGUAGCUUCAAGUUGCCCGCCUGUGCAACAGUGGGUAGCUUCAAGUUGCCCGCCUGUGCGACAGUGGGUAGCUUCAACUUGCCUGUGCGACGGUGGGUAGCUUCAACUUGCCUGUGCUACAUGGGUAGAUUCAAUUUGCCUGCACAACAUUGGGCUAGCUUCAACUUGCCUGUACAACAUUGGGUAGCUGCAACUUGCGCGCACAACAUGGGGGUAGCUUUGACUUCCCUGGGGAGCAUUGGGUCAUCUUCAGCUUGCGCGCACAACAUGGGGUUAGCUUCGGCUUCCCUGGAGAACGUUGGGUAGCUUAAACUUAGCUUCAACUUGUCUGCAUGGCACGGGUAGCUUCGACUUUUCUGCACAACAUGGUCUCUGUGUGAUCAAUGCAUACGCAUUGUUGGGAGGGGCUCGAUCGUAUCAGGUGAUUGUGUACAAUUUGGCGACAAGAGCUUAACACGAUUCUCGUUCGAUGGGCACAAGCGUCUGUCUUCGCCCAUGGUGAUUACGUGUGCAUGCAUGUAGUCCUGUUAAUAAACAGGGCAAGUACUUGUGUUAUCAUGCGGUGGGCGCAGCUGCCCCGGCCACCCUGCUGGGUGCCUGGGAUGGCGCAGCGCAUUAAUGAAAGGGAACUUUUGGU